Cooperia oncophora is the source of this 1020-nucleotide messenger RNA. Lineage: Eukaryota; Metazoa; Nematoda; Chromadorea; Rhabditida; Trichostrongylidae. The record is from the annotation of a GenBank genome assembly.
AUGAGUCGUUCCGAUGGCAGAUCCGGCAAUGGGGAACGUAUAAAAACGCUAAGAAACCUAACAGACGAGGAAUCACCGUACUCUCCAUCAGUCGAAUCGUACGGGAGUUCCGCUACCAUGCCUCGUCUAAAACUUUACAUAAUCACUCUUCUCAUCUGCCUACGUCUCUGCACAAUUGUACUCGCACAAAAUGCCACUAGUGAGCCCAGGAAGGCGAUAAACGAGUUAGCCCGUCUCAGCUCCUUCAGAAAGGAAGUUGAGGAAACAAAUGACAGAAUGAAGGACCUCAGCAGCAGAGUGAGAACCGUUGAAGAUCAGAUGAGCACAAAUAAAGACUUUUCUUCACUGCUACUCCCAUACUACUUCAGGGCUCUAAGACAGCAAGCCAAUAAUCCACUGACCUUCGAAUGGGGACAAAUAACACCGAGGUCCACCAUCACAACACCUCCAGCGACCACAGCAACUACAGCCCAUCAGACUACUACGACAACUGCGAGCCCAACGGAUCUAUUGCGGACUUUUGCAAACCUCGGUUGGUUAAAAGCAUUUAUGGAAGGCGCGACUCAGACUUCACAAUUGAACUUCCCCAAUAUGAGAUGGCUUGGUGCGCUUGGAAGCGAUGUCUCCCAGCUUGCUCCAUCGGGUUUCCCCGGCAUGGGCUGGUUAGGUGCACUUGGAGCCGGUGCUCCCGGUACACUCGGUACUUCUCCAUUAAGCACAUCGGGUUUCCCCGGCAUGGGCUGGUUAGGUGCGCUUGGUGGAGCCGGUAUUUCUCCUACUUCUCCAUUGAGCACAUCGGGAUUCCCGAAUAUGAGAUGGUUAGGUGCACUUGGCGGCGAAGUUCCACGAUACCCACAGGUGCAGAAGCACCAAGAAGUCACUGAGUACCCCGUGAUCAUCAUUCCCGAAUCAAGUUUCUACCAAUUAGGACAACCACCUUCAAGACCGUAUCCCAUAUAUCCGCCAACUGGAUAUGAUCAGUAUGCUGUACCACCUGCAACCUAUGCGAGACCACCGUAG